AUGGAAAACUCAAAAUCCCCAUCAGAGUCCUUAAAUAACUCAUCCAAAAACAUCCAACAAAAUAAGCCUAUUUCCUCAAAUGAUGGAAAGAAAUUUAUUGGAGUUAGACAAAGGCCAUCAGGCAGAUGGGUUGCUGAAAUCAAAGAAACUUCACAAAAACUCAGGCUAUGGCUUGGUACUUUUGACAAAGCAGAGGAAGCUGCUCUGGCUUAUGAUAGUGCUGCACGUCUUCUUCAAGGAAGAAACGCGAAAACAAAUUUCAAGAACCAGGGAAUCUUGAAACCAAAUGAAGAGAAUUGCAGUUUGUUGGAAAAAAAUCCAAGAUUAUAUCAACUUAUGAAACAUGCCAUCAUGAAGAAACUUGCAGGGAAAUAUCAAAAUAAUGAACGUUUAGAAACAGAGGAGGAAUUAGUUCAAGAAAGUAUAAAUAAAGAAGAGAUAUGUGGGAUUCAAUUACAGGGAAGUUCAAAGGUUUAUUCUUCAGUGAUUGUGGCUCCUUCUUUUAGUAAUAAUGAAAAAUCGUACCAACUUUAGAUGUCUUCGAUCGUUAAAAGUAUUAAACAGUUGUUAGGUUGUAUUAGCUUUUCACAUCAUAUUUGGUUUGUUUCUAGUGAGAUUAGUUUUAAUGCAAUACAUGUUUACUUUUUAAUACCUAAGUUUAUUUGAUGUUUUCUUCUUAUGUUUCUACCUCCAAAACUAGUAAGCAAUAUAUUGGGAUAUUAACAAU
Molecule: messenger RNA, 727 nt
Organism: Solanum verrucosum
Lineage: Eukaryota; Viridiplantae; Streptophyta; Magnoliopsida; Solanales; Solanaceae
Product: ethylene-responsive transcription factor ERF071-like
Exons: 1
Coding region: 1-534 (177 amino acids)
Biological process (GO): regulation of DNA-templated transcription
Molecular function (GO): DNA binding; DNA-binding transcription factor activity
Source: RefSeq, a predicted model, not a curated record